Messenger RNA from Scophthalmus maximus (turbot), 4501 nucleotides. RefSeq names its product H(+)/Cl(-) exchange transporter 4. The transcript has 12 exons. Gene Ontology annotation, biological process: chloride transport; transmembrane transport. The record is from RefSeq and is a predicted model, not a curated record. The coding region runs from base 149 to 2461 and encodes 770 amino acids. Gene Ontology annotation, cellular component: synaptic vesicle; membrane; early endosome. Gene Ontology annotation, molecular function: voltage-gated chloride channel activity. Lineage: Eukaryota; Metazoa; Chordata; Actinopteri; Pleuronectiformes; Scophthalmidae.
GAUUACGGACAUAUCGCGAGACUGUCGGUUUGAGACACGGUGAUGUGACUUCGUCUCCUCGUCUCUAGAUACCCGAACAACGUGUCAUAACAAUAAAACCAGUGAUGUUCGACUUAUUAUAAGUUAUCGAUUUGACAGAAGCUGCAACAUGGAGGCGGGAGAAGGUGUCAGCGGGGCCACGCCCACAGAGGAGAUGAACGGAGCAGGGGGGAAUCUGAUGGACUUCCUGGACGAGCCGUUUCCCGACGUGGCCACGUACGAAGACUUCCACACCAUCGACUGGCUCCGGGAGAAAUCCAGAGACACGGACCGACACCGCAAGAUCACCAGUAAGAGUAAAGAGUCCAUGUGGGAGCUGAUCAAGAGUCUGCUGGACGCCUGGUCGGGCUGGGUGGUGAUGCUGCUCAUCGGGCUGCUCUCAGGUACGCUGGCCGGGGUCAUCGACCUGGCGGUGGACUGGAUGACGGACCUGAAGGAGGGCGUGUGCCUGACGGCGUUCUGGUACAGCCACGAGCAGUGCUGCUGGACGUCCAACGAGACCACGUUCGACGACCGCGACAAGUGUCCGCAGUGGCAGAAGUGGGCGGAGCUGAUGACCGGCCACGCCGAGGGGGCGGGAGCGUACCUGCUUAACUACUUCCUGUACGUCCUGUGGGCGCUCCUAUUCUCCUUCCUCGCCGUGUCGCUGGUGCGAGUCUUCGCUCCGUAUGCCUGCGGAUCAGGAAUCCCAGAGAUCAAGACAAUCCUCAGCGGCUUCAUCAUCCGUGGUUACCUGGGCAAGUGGACGCUGCUCAUCAAGACAGUGACGCUGGUGCUCGCUGUGUCGUCGGGCCUCAGCCUCGGGAAGGAGGGGCCUCUGGUGCACGUGGCCUGUUGCUGUGGCAACCUCUUCUGCAGCCUCUUCUCCAAGUACAGCAAGAACGAGGGCAAGCGGCGAGAGGUGCUGUCAGCCGCAGCAGCAGCCGGCGUGUCGGUGGCCUUCGGCGCUCCGAUCGGAGGAGUUCUGUUCAGCCUGGAGGAGGUCAGUUACUACUUCCCCCUGAAGACGCUGUGGCGUUCCUUCUUCGCCGCACUGGUCGCCGCCUUCACGCUGCGCUCAAUCAACCCGUUCGGGAACAGCCGCCUGGUUCUGUUCUACGUGGAGUACCACACGCCGUGGUACAUGGCCGAGCUGGUGCCCUUCAUCCUGUUGGGUGUGUUCGGUGGCCUGUGGGGGACGCUCUUCAUCCGGGCCAACAUCGCCUGGUGCCGGCGCCGGAAGACCACGCAGCUGGGGAAGUACCCGGUGCUGGAGGUCAUCGCCGUGACAGGCAUCACCGCCGUGCUGGCGUUCCCCAACCCGUACACACGCCGCAGCACCAGCGAGCUCAUCUCUGAGCUCUUCAACGACUGCGGUGCUCUGGAGUCGUCGCAGCUCUGCGACUACAUCAACAACCCCAACAUGAGUCGGCCCGUAGACGACAUCCCGGACCGGCCGGCCGGGCCCGGCGUCUACAACGCCCUGUGGCAGCUCGCCCUCGCCCUUGUCUUCAAGAUCGUCAUCACCAUCUUCACCUUCGGCAUGAAGAUCCCGUCCGGACUCUUCAUCCCCAGCAUGGCGGUCGGAGCAAUUGCCGGGCGGAUCGUCGGCAUCGCCGUGGAGCAGAUGGCGUACCACCACCACGACUGGAUCAUCUUCAAGAACUGGUGCCGCCCCGGCGCCGACUGCGUCACGCCAGGCCUGUACGCCAUGGUGGGCGCCGCCGCCUGUCUGGGCGGCGUGACCAGGAUGACCGUGUCCCUGGUCGUCAUCAUGUUCGAGCUCACCGGCGGUCUGGAGUACAUCGUCCCGCUCAUGGCCGCCGCCGUGACCAGCAAGUGGGUCGCCGACGCCUUCGGGAAGGAGGGGAUCUACGAGUCCCACAUCCAGCUGAACGGUUACCCGUACCUGGACAUCCGGGAUGAGUUCACCCACCGCACGCUCGCCACCGACGUGAUGCGGCCGCGCCGGAGCGAUCCGCCGCUUGCCGUCCUCACGCAGGACUCCACCACGGUGGAGGACGUGGAGACUCUCAUCAAAGACACGGACUACAACGGCUUCCCCGUGGUCGUGUCCCGCGAGUCAGAGCGGCUCAUCGGCUUCGUGCAGCGCCGGGAUCUCACGCUCGCCAUAAGAACCGCCCGUCAGAAGCAGGACGGCGUUGUCAGCAGCUCCGUGGUCUACUUCACCGAGGACUCGCCGCAGCUGCCGGCCAGCGACCCACAACCGCUGAAGCUGCGCCGCGUCCUCAACCUCAGCCCCUUCACCGUCACCGACCACACGCCCAUGGAGACGGUGGUCGACAUCUUCCGCAAGCUCGGACUGCGCCAGUGUCUGGUCACCAGGAGCGGGCGUCUCCUGGGCAUCAUCACCAAGAAGGAUGUCCUGCGUCACAUGGCCCAGAUGAUGAACCAGGACCCCGAGUCCAUCAUGUUCAAUUAGCUUCACUCCACAAGGCCCUGCCCGCAUCACUCACGAGGCCCCGCCCACCUCCUCACAAGGCAAGUCCCGCAGCAGCUCGCUCAAAUUCACUGCUCGCACAUUUCAAACCCUCAGAAGAAAAGAGACUAGAAAUUUACACUUCCUGUCCGUCUCACUUCCUGUCCCGUCCCGCCGCUGUCGUCUCUUUUAUUUCAUCUCGUUUGUUUUCGUGCUGCUCGUUGGAACAACCACAUUAAAGGGAAACGCUUAGACUGACGUCACGUGUGGGCGGAGCUUCACGGACGCCGCUCCGCUCACACACAGGUCGUCACUGGGAAUAUUAAAAUACUACGUUUGGAAGUUUGAAUAUUCAGGCGUCAAGUUUUCUGCCUGUGAACUUCCACACGUUUCCUGAUUAUUUCCAGGGUUUGAACAGGUUUAUAGAUUAUUGAUCAAUCAAGAUGUCAGCAUGAUGUCAUCGCAUCACAUUCACGAUUGCGAAUAUUUAACUGAAGGUUAGUGUGUUGUUGUCGGGCAGAAAACUCAGACAUGAAUAAUGUAGAGUCUGUGACGGAGCUGCUCAUGAUCAAUAUGCCGGGAGAUGAUGGAUUGUUAAAAUCUGUGAAGAGUGCAGAAUAUUGUAGGAAUGAAAAGGAACUCUUUACAAACACAUGAGUUUGUUUCUGGAUGAACACGGUUUUAUUUCUGGACUGUUGCACUUUGUUUUUUAUGUGUUGCUGCCAUAUUUAUAUUAAUGAUUCAAUUCAUGAUUUAUAUUAAUGAUUCAUAUUAUUCAGUUGAACUGUAAAACUCCUUGUGUCGUUUGUUUUUCACGUCUUCGAUCAUUUAAUCUGUGACGUUGAUGAUCCUGAUCGAGGCCCCGCCCCCGACACACCGAUCGAUCAGCUGUUUGUGAUUCAGUCAUCAUGAUCAGUUUAACUGUAGCAACACGCACCUGUGACCUCUGACCUCUGACCUCAUGUUGUAUGAACAUUUACAUGUUUUAAUCAGAUGAUAUUUUCAGUUGCAAGGCAGAAGUUUCCUCCGGUUGUGACAAAGUUUUUUCCAAAAGAUUCCCUCAAAAUCGACCGAUCAGAAAAAUAAUCAAUUGGAGAGAAAAAGUCCAGAUUAAUAAUCCUGCUGCUGGAUUAUAGAUUUAUGAUCACGAUAUAAUCACACAUCUGUAGAACGUUUUAUUAUUAUUGAUAAUAAUAAUAAUAAUGAUAUUUUCAGUCAAUUUCAUCUUUUGAAAAAAGAGUUAUGUGUUUUAUCUCAUAUUUACAAAAUCCUGAAAAAUCGUGUGAUUGUGCAGAUGGAUGGUGAUCAGAACAUCAGACGUGUUGAUCCUAUUCAUGUACUUUUUAUCAUGAUUAUUGAUCGAUAUCUGAAGGUUUUCACAUGGUUAUGAAUACUAAAUCUUCUCUCCAAUAACAACGGUUCACAACAAACUCUGAUCCAGUUUUCGUGUCGAUCAUCGCUUAUAUUUACUGACACGAAUAAACGCGACCGAAGGACCUCCGCCCGCUCCGUGACGUCACCGGCUUCUAUGACAUCACGGAGCGUGAAUAUUUGAGCGAAUGUAGCGAAUUUCGCGUCUCUGCAUUAAUCUCAAAGCGCUGAAAAUUCGUAUGGCGCUUGUUUGUGAACAAAGCAUCAAAGCUAAACUAAGGGAAACGCUCAGACGGCUGCUAACGAAGUUUCCUUAAGGAGAAAAAACGUUUCCUCCGCGACGCCUCACUUCUCGUCCCGUGUUUCUGUUGUCAUGGUGACGUGACGUGGAUUGCUCCGGCCUGCUUUGUCCCCAAUUAUCACCGUCUACAGAUCAAUGUUUAGUUUUGAACUGAAGAGAAUGUACCGGACUAAACUACGUGUGUGUGUGUGUGUAAAUAUAUUAAAGAUGAUUUGUGGUUAUUGUUAAUUUAAUUUCGUCUGAAACACUAACGUCUAUAAUAUUUAUCAGAAUUUGUGACUCUUCGUACGGGAAACAAACAUUUGCACUUAUUGUUUUUGUAAAGUGACGUGAUGAAAAAUAAAAAGCUGCCGGUUCUUCUGCACACACUC